This is a messenger RNA of Toxotes jaculatrix (banded archerfish), 2787 nucleotides long. RefSeq names its product interferon-related developmental regulator 2 (gene ifrd2). The record is from RefSeq and is a predicted model, not a curated record. The transcript has 14 exons. The coding region runs from base 502 to 1866 and encodes 454 amino acids. NCBI's taxonomy places the organism in Eukaryota, Metazoa, Chordata, Actinopteri, Toxotidae.
UGUGCUCUUCCUAUGGUGGACUUCGUGACAGCGGCGUGCUCAAAACUCCGUCCCAAACACUUUGAAAAAUAUUUACAAUCUCAACCUGGUAUUAGAUAUAGAUUACCUAGGGACAAUCAUAGAUAAUACAUUGUGAAACCCGUUGAGGAAAGUGACUUUUUCGCCUCCGGACAACUCUUUAAUCCAAGUCCGAAAAAAGCGGAGAGUUACGGAACGUGGUGGCGGAUGGUGUUAGUAAACGACGCUAGUCACCGUUAGCCAGAGUGUCUACACAAAGUGUGAGAGAAGACUGAAUUUCGGGAGCUUUUUUUUCCAGCUGUCGAGAUAAACCACGGAGACCAUUCGGCCGUCUGCUGCCACUGCUGCUGCCGUCGCCACCUUCAAAUCAACUGUGAAAUCUACAAGGAGCGGACUUGACAGUUGGACUGAAAGCAGGCUAACUUCAGCUAGCUAACCUCAGCUAGCUUUGUUGUGAACUGGUGGAUCAAAGCGCUGCUCGUCAUGCCGCGGAGUAAAAAGGGAAAACGUGGCUCCGGUAAGCCGGGCUCUCUUCGUCAGGAGGUUCUUCAGCUGCAGCUGUCGGCCAAAGCGUCCCUGAAAGGUAUUAAAAAUGGGGUGAAGGGAGAGUCGGGUGCCAGUGAUGAUGAGCUGACGUCUGAUAUUCUCAGCCACUACAGUAGUGCCAGCGAAACCACGUCUGUGCUGGAGGAGGCCACAGGGGGUGAGCAGGUGGAUGAGCAGACUGCCCAGGAGGAAACGGAAGACAAACUUAAACAGUGUAUAGACAACCUGAUGGAUAAAAGUGCUAAGACUCGUCUAGCUGCCCUCGAGUCGUUACGACAGGCCUUCUCCUCCAGAGUGCUGUACGAAUUCCUGACUGAGAGACGCCUCACCAUCAGUGACUGCCUGGAAAGAAGCCUUAAAAAAGGCAGUGGAGAGGAGCAGGCAGCGGCGGCCACAGUCUUCGCCCUGCUCUGUAUCCAGCUGGGGGUUGGAGACGAGGCAGAGGAGGGCUUUAAGAUGCUUCGCCCCAUCCUCACUGCCAUUCUGAUGGACAACAGUGCCAGCAUAGCAGCCCGCCAGAGUUGUGCCAGAGCUUUGGGGAUGUGCUGUUAUGUGUCUGCUGCUGAAGACGGAGAGGACUUGAUCAAGUCAUUGGCCCUUCUGGAGAACAUAUUCAUGUCUUCCUACCCCAACAGAGAGGGGACGCUGCCCGCACCCAAACCUGGGAGUCCAGGCCUUCACAGUGCUGCUCUGCAGGCCUGGUCACUGCUGGUCACCCUCUGUCCCGCAUCCAAACUGACUAAGCUGCUCGAUCUUCACCUCCCCAAACUGCAGGCGUGUCUGGAGAGCAGUGACGUCAACUACAGGAUCGCAGUGGGAGAGACCAUCGCCCUGCUGGUGGAGCUGGGGCGAGAUAUAGAUGAGGAAUUUGAGGUGGAGAACAGCGAAAGUCUGUGUGAAUGUCUGAAGAGUUUAGCCACAGACGGCAACAAACACCGAGCCAAGAAUGACAGGAGAAAACAACGCUCCAUCUUCAGAGAGGUGCUACAUUAUAUAGAGAACGAGGACUUCACAGAGGAGAAGAUCAAGUUUGGCGUGGAGAGCGUUUACAUCGACAGCUGGAUGAGGAGAAGAAUCUAUGAUGCCUUCAAAGAGAUCCUGGAAUCCGGAGUCAGACACCAUCUACAGUUCAACCCACUAUUGAGAGACAUCUUUGGCCUUGGCCCCCCCCUCAUCCUGGAUGCUACCACCAAAGGCACCAAGAUCUCACGGUUUGAGAAGCAUCUUUUCAACUCAGCUGCCUUCAAGGCCAGGACGAAACAGAGGAACAAAGUCAGGGACAAACGGGCUGACGUUAUGUGAGAGAAGGAUGAGGAUGGAGUGGAUGGAUGUGUAAAAUGAGGAAUGCCUUCGCCUGUACUGAGAUGAAUACAAAACGAUGCCUUCAACGCUUCAGCCGUUAGACACCCCAAGGGCCUUUCCACUCGUGCUCUUCACCUGCAACUUAAGUUUCCAGAUUCAAGAUGGUCAUCAUUUAUUCGUAGCUCCCAAAGGAAAUCUUACUGAAGAAGAGUUUUGCUGUUCUUCCUGGCAGGUAUUUACUUUAACUGCAACAACAGUUGCUCACAGUAUUUCCCGCACACUAGUUGAGAUGUUUCAAAAUGAACAUCAGCUGUAAAACAGUGCUGAACUUCUUUAACAUGGGGUGAAAACUGCUUCAUUUCUCAUAAGAGUAAAUGUUCUGGGCACACAUUUAAUGGCGUCCUCAGAUAUCACAAAGGUCUUUUUACAAUAAAAAUACAGAUUAAAUUAAGGAUUAAUUCUUUCUGUAAGGGUCAAACAUUUUGAAGCUUUAUGGUACAUUUCAGAUCUGUGGAAUGUCUCUAAAUCCCUCUUUGGUGUUGAUGGGUAUUGUUUUUAAUACUCGGCUCCAGCUGUUGCCCUGUGGUUUGACAGAUCAGUCAAAUGACGUAACAGGUCCUGGUUAAUCUCUGAAGCUUCACGUUCGAGAAUCAGACUUCUGUAACAAAGACCAAACAGAGCCACAGAAGUAUUCUGGAAAAACUCUCUUCUUCUCUGGGCUGAAUUAUUCCUCGCUACCCCCUCAUUCAUCCUCUGUCUUUACCCACAGAGUCACUACUUCAGCUGCCAAACCAGAAACUGACUUAACAAACAAUGCAACCUAGAAGAAAAUGUGUGUAGUGUUUGUGUGAGAGUGUGUUUUAUUUGAAUUUUAUUUAACAUCAUUAAGUAAAACACUUAAAAAAAAAAAAAAAAAAAAAA